AAGUAGGAAGUGGGAACUCCCUCGUUUUUUGAUUACAUGCAAACCAUUUCGCUUGAUUUCAGCACAGCGAAAUCAAUCAAUUAACUGGGAAGAAUUUAACGCCCUCUUAUUUAAGUGCUCACAACUUUUUUGCAGGAUUUAUUAUAACAAUGGCUAGGAGGAAGACGGGUUUGAUUGCUUUAUUUGAUGUCGAUGGAACACUUACAGCUGCAAGAAAGGUAGCAACUCCAGAGGUGUUAGAUUUCAUGCAGAAACUUCGAGAGGUUGUUACAGUUGGUGUUGUUGGAGGAUCAGAUCUUGUUAAGAUAUCAGAGCAGCUUGGCAAGACAGUUACUGAUGACUAUGAUUAUGUGUUUUCUAAAAAUGGUCUUGUGGCUUACAAGGAUGGGAAGCUUAUUGUUAGUCAGAAUUACCCUUGCAAUUGGAUUCCUUCUGUACUGCAGAGCUUAAAGUCAUUCCUUGGAGAAGAAAAACUAAAGGAAUUCAUUAAUUUUGCACUUCAUUAUAUUGCAGACUUGGAUAUUCCAAUAAAGAGGGGAACAUUCCUUGAGUUUCGGAGUGGGAUGCUUAAUGUAUCACCGAUAGGGAGAAAUUGCAGUCAAGAAGAGCGUGAUGAGUUUGAAAAGUGCACGACAUGCGGUCAAAAAUGGUUUCUGUGCUCAAAGAGAAGUUUGCUCACCUUAAUCUGACAUACUCUAUUGGAGGACAGAUAAGUUUCGAUGUAUUCCCUAAUGGAUGGGAUAAAACAUUUUGCUUAAGAUACCUUGAAGAUUUUCAGGAAAUCCACUUCUUUGGGGACAAAACUGACAAGGUGAUUUUUUUUUUUUCCCCUUUUCUCUUGAAGUCACAAUCUUUUCCAAUUUUGAAUCUCUUUUUCUCUCUAAAAGAGUGAGAAAAAAAGGGUUGCAAAGGACAACAUUUUUACUCAGUAACACUAGAUUAAUAGACAAAUGUGACUAUAUUUUGUGGACUUGUGCACUUCUGAUUGUGGGUGUCAUGAUGUUUGUUUGUUCCCAUUUUUAUAUGUUUCUAGUAACAUUCAGUCAACUAAAGAACUUAAGUUAUCUAUUUGAUUUAAAUUAUUUUUAUUUUUUAUCUUUUUUGCAGGGAGGAAAUAACUGAAAUUUUUUAAUCUGACCAAACAGUGGGUCACACAGGUUAGCUCUCAUGUAAAGCAUCUUAAUGGAUAUAUAUGCUUUCAUGUUUUCUCUUCCACAUGAAGGGUGACAUGGCUCCAUGAAGUUACAGAGUUUUCUUCUAAUUGCUAGAAUUUUUCAUAUUCUGAAAUGCUAUACUUAGAAUUCUUACUUUCAGGAGGACACUUCUGUAGAAUAAUGUACAUGCAUUGUGCCAAAACCAUGGAACAGAAACUCUCUGUUUGUUAAAGGAGAUUGGGUCAGCACAAGAAUAACAUGAACCUAGUCAAAUGCAAAUUAACUUGCACCUCUCAGUGUAUUUUGCAGAUCUAUGGUUCUAAGCUGCCCAAUGCCAAAUUCCAAUAAAUCACCAUAACUUGAACAGGCAGACGAACCUCCAACAAUCACUAUAUCUUGAAAGCCAAUCCAUCUGCCCAGAAAACCUUAUAACAAUGACUCUUGAUCGAACCUACAAAACUCACAAUUUGGCAUGCCCAGAAUUUAUUUUUUCUACCCAGUACAUUUGCUUCUUGAUCGUCAAUAGUUCCUUGGUGAGAUAUAUGGUGACUGAUACUUUUUUCGUUGUGCUUUCAAACUGAAAUAUUUCAUCUUUAAACAUGACUUCUAAAUAAGCAGGAAUUGUUUUGUAAAAAUGGGAAUGGCCUACUUGUUACCGCUUUGCUUCUAAAAUCGGAUGCUGCCAUUAAAUGUCAUUCUUAUCUUUCAAAUGGAAGAAAAAUAUUAGUUAAUAAAGCAUACAAUGAAUGAUAAUUACUGUGGCCACAUCAUGUUUGUAAGGUGAAACAACCAGAAGUGAAAUAUCAAGGUCAAUCAAAUAGGGUUAGCUUCUCUGGAAUUGGAUUCAUCACAAAAAUGACCCCAAAGUGUCCACUAUAAUAUUGAAUUCCUGUAACUGGACAUCAGAAUAAUCAGUGCAUACUUUUGAAAGUUGCAACUUUACUUUGAUUUUACUUCUUUUGUUUAUCACCAUUCCCCCACCCCAAACCAUUCCAAAAAAAGAAAGGGUUUCCUAUGGAAUCUAAUUAGAUUUUUUUCUUUUCAUUUUUGUUUGCAGUCACCAGUCCUGAGGACACAGUAGAACAGUGUACAGCUCUCUUCCUUGCAAAACCAAUUGGAGAUCUCUGAGCUAAUGGUGACUUUGAUGUGUUCAGUCUUUGUUGUUACAAUACAUGAACUGGUGAAACUGCAACUUGUUAUCAAUUUGAAUCUGUAUUUAUCCAAAA
Molecule: messenger RNA, 2380 nt
Organism: Macadamia integrifolia
Lineage: Eukaryota; Viridiplantae; Streptophyta; Magnoliopsida; Proteales; Proteaceae
Product: phosphomannomutase-like
Exons: 10
Coding region: 150-689 (179 amino acids)
Biological process (GO): protein N-linked glycosylation; GDP-mannose biosynthetic process; mannose metabolic process
Cellular component (GO): cytosol
Molecular function (GO): phosphomannomutase activity
Source: RefSeq, a predicted model, not a curated record